AUGAUGCUCCCUAUGGUAUCGUCGGCUAUGAAUCGAUUUCGCGCCCCAAGGAGGGCCCCUUCUGCCGAAGAUUCUCCGUCCGAUGCUGAGGAGCCACAUACCACCGAACUGGAGACUGAAGAGCCGUAUUUUCCUGACCUCUACGAUGUACUCAAAACUCGACAUAUCCUGCGAUGGAAGAUUGUUCCCGAAGGAUUGCCCAUGGAGAUCGUGGAUCUGAUUGUGGAUGCGGCCGAGUAUUGGGCGUCGAUGGAAUCAAAGAUGCAGGGGCAACGAAUUAUCCGGCAAGACGGGGAUCAGGUUCUUGUGCGAACGAGUCCGUUGUGCUAUGAUGAGAAGGUAAACGACCCUCGCGCCAGACCCAGGCCAGUUGCGCUCUUUCCCGCCGUUUCACAAAAUACGCUCGGUAGCCCGUCACCAAAACUGCUGCCGCAUCGAACGAUUCACCCAUGUCGAAAGAUUGUCUUCUCCAUCGCCUCCCACGAUCAGGGCUGGGGUGGUGGUCGUCGACGAGAUCACAGUCCGUUUGAGGGGUCCAAUACCUGGUUUGACAUUGAAGUGAUUCAUUCUGCGCAUCAGGGCACCCCAACAGAAAUCUCGAGCCUUCCAGAAGUAGGGCAGAAUGGGAUCCGACUGACAGCCGGUCAUCCCCUCCUCAACCCCAGUAGACAGAAGUUGCAAUCGAAUCGGACAUACGUGAGGGAAACUCAUCACUAUACAAUCACCUGGCACCAUCUCGACCGUGUCCCAGCAGACUCAGAGGAGGCCGAAGAGAUCGAACGUGAUCAGGGUCGGGGCCGUGCCACGCUGGAUGGCAGCCUGAUACGCGCGCUGGGACUAGGCGAUGCUAUCUCCGUCUGGGGACGCGCUCGAUAUGGCGGAUGGUCGAACCAUGUGGAAGAAGUGGCGGUGCGAGUGUUCUGGGCGUCGUUUGCUCCAGCAUCUACUCUAUCCGUCCCCGUCCCCCUCGAACCCCCUCAGCAUGUCGGCGUUCGUUCCUCGUCCUGCCCCCAAGAGCGGCCAAACGCAGCCCAAAUGAUCUCCGACGGAAAGCGCACCAGGGAUUUUCCCAGGCCUCUGCGAGUGGGGCAGCAUGCGUCGGUUGCGCAACAGUCGGUCUGGCAACGAUGGACGAGGCCUGGAUGGCUAUCGCCUGACCUGGAAGAAAGGGCGGUUUAUCCUGCCCUCUCGCCCUUUCUCUCGCCCGAGUGCGCGCACGGCUUGCCCGCACGACGGUCAUUCGCUCCGUUCCAUCCGCCUGGUCGACUUCUCGUUCUGCCCCUCCCGUCCAGGCCAGCACAAUGA
Aspergillus affinis is the source of this 1305-nucleotide messenger RNA. RefSeq lists its product as uncharacterized. The record is from RefSeq and is a predicted model, not a curated record. Bases 1 to 1305 code for a protein of 434 amino acids. The transcript has 3 exons. Lineage: Eukaryota; Fungi; Ascomycota; Eurotiomycetes; Eurotiales; Aspergillaceae.